GCGGAGUAGCCCUGCCUGUCCACUGGAAAACAAUAGAAACAGCACAGAAGGGACAGAGUUAGCCUGUUCUUACUGGACGAAUCCGCUCUCAAACCGUUCACAUCCCGACUCGGGCUCGGCCAGGUGGGGAGGAAUAUCCGCGCCGGGAACCUCGGGAGAAAUAAAUCUGAAGCAUGAUGCUUUAUUUAAACGCUUCAGGCUAGCCACCUAGCCUGCUAGUCGAGCUAACGUUAGCCCGUCUACCAGAAAACAUAGUGUUAGCAGCUAGCGGCUAACGCUACAAGGAGGCGGAGGAUCAGCUGUUUGCUAGACAGAUGCUGUAGGAAGGAGCGGACAGCAACGCUUUCACAGUAAGUGAAUUUAAAAACUUGUAUCAUCUGGGAAGUCUUGUCGUUUGUUUUGUCGUAGCGGUUGGUAGAAAUAAUGUUUUUUUUCACUGGCUGAGUAAUUACUGCCAAGUUUGUGUAGCCAGCGCUUAGCCAGCUAACUAGCUCCUGCCCCCCCGCUAACCAAGCUAACUAACAGUUAAUACUCGAGCAAAAAUAAAAAGUUUCAGACAAGUUGGAGACCCGUUAUGAUGCUCCCACGGAGGGUAACACCAUCGGUAACAAAUACAUGGUAGUGAAGCCAGAAGCUAACGCGAGCUAGCUCCAGAAAACACCCAAAUUUAAUCAUAGUUUUUUAAGGAAUUUUCGACGCUCCAACUUUGAUUUUUUGAGUGGAGGAAUGUUGCUAACUUAACUUAGCUCAACGGGAGUUAGUUUGAAAGCGAGACAGCACACUGUUUCAUUGAUUUGAAACUGAAAUGUAGUGUGAAUUAUUUAUUUGCAAAAAAAAGUAGCGGGCUUUUGUGUGUUUUCACACCGCAGGGAGAAAUCAAGGGUUUGUGUUUUUGAUUUGGGGUUAAACGGAGGCGUAAUGUGGCUCUAACAGGACUCUGGUAGCUCUGUUUGUUACACAGCAAGUUAAAUCAGCUGGUGUAUAUCAUGAGAGAUCACAGUAUACAGUGAGUAAAUUCAGGAGGCUGAAUGGUAUUGCACCCAAAAACCUUAAUUUUCCUCUUCGGCAGUGAGUGCCGCUGUGACUGAAGGCCAUUAGCAAGACAAAGGUCGCCUCCAUGGAGCCAGCACAGGAGUCUUUGUAAAGGGCGAGGGGGGGUGUAUAUAGACGCCCAGAGUGAAAAAAGAGCCAAAUUCAGCAUUUUAUGGACGAAACCUGAGCCGGGAGCUUUACUAUUAUUGAUGAUGGCGGAUUUUGUUACACCGCGACACAGCGCGGUGAUGGAGAGGCUCCGCCGGAGGAUCGAGCUCUUCCGGCAGCAUCACAACAGCUGCGAGAACCGCUACGAGAACGCGACGCUGGAGCGGCUGGAGCAUGAGAGGCAGCAGACCUUCGCCCUGCACCAGCGCUGCCUGCAGGCCAAAGCCAAGCGGUCCAACAAGCACCGGCAGCCCCAGCCCAGCGGCGACCAGGCCGGACAGAGAGCGCCCGGGAACGGCGGCGGCGGCAGCGCGGAGCUCGGGGAGAGCGGAGGGACGGCGGCGGAGCAGAGCCGGAACAGCACCCUGAUAGCGCUGCAGGAGACAGUGAAGAGGAAGUUGGAGAGUGCCAGUUCUCCGCUGGGCAGAGAUCAGGUCAAUGGUUUCAGCGACGGCUUCCCUCCCAACAAGAAGGCCUGUCUGGACAACGGCACCACCAACGGCUCCCCACUGGACUCCAAGCUGGGGAUCAGCGACGCUCUGAACUCUAACGGGACCCACGCGCAGGCUGGGGAGUCGACGGACGGCGGCAGGGAAGCAGGUUCGGACUUCCAGCGGAAAGAGAUGAAGCAGGAGCCCGAUGACAUCCUGCCCAUCAUGCCGCCGUCGGGAGGAGGCAACAACAGCCUGUUCCCCGACCUCAACCUGAACGAGCAGGAGUGGACGGAGCUGAUGGAGGAGCUGAACUGCUCUGUGGCCUACGAGGACAUCCAGGACAUUCUCAAUGACGGGUUUGAGGACCGUAAAGACCCUCUGGAGCUGGUGCCGACUCCAGGUGGCGCUGGGGCAGGAGCAGGAGGAGUAGCAGGUGGUGGGGGAGGCCAGUCCUCACAGGGUCUGCUUCCUCCAGAUCUGGCCAGCGUUAAGACGGAGUUCUCCCCGGCCUCGGUAGCUUUCGAGCAGGACUCUCGCACUGGCUCCCCCCAGGUCAGGUCCACCUCCUCUGGGCCGCCUCCUCACCCAACCAGCUCGCCAGUUGCCUCCUCCUCUGCCUCUUCCCCAGCUCUGCCACCAUCCCAGCCAGCUCCUCCACCUAGGCAGCUUCAGCCUCCCCCCAACCACCUUCUCCCUCCAGGACCCCCGGUGCCCAAAGACCUGUCCCCCGCCCAGCAGCUCCAGCAGCUGGCUGCCCAGCAGCAGAGAGCCCAGCACCUCCACGGCCAGAUGCAGCACAAACAGCCACAGCCGGGGACCAAGUUCCACAACCAGGGGCCCCAUGCCCACCCCCCGCCUUGGCCCCAGAUGGCCAACACCUCUCAGAGCCCACUAGGGGGCGCGUUUGGUAUGGACAAACCCACGAGCCCCUCCCUGUACCCACAGGACUUCAACCCCAACGCUCAGAAGCAGCUGCUGAUGCCCGGUCAGCCCAACAAAAGCUCUCCCAAGGCGGGGGCCGGCAGCUACAUGCCGGGGCCCACUGGACACCCCAACAUGAUGGGUCACCCGACGUCAGGGCCACCCCUCAGCCACCAACCGGCACCAGGGGCUCAGGCCUCAGGCACCAUGCCGAACUACAACAACACCAAACCUCUGACGCACUUUGAGGCGCCGCGGCCCCCCAACACCCAGAGCCAGAACAAGGCGGCCCUGCUGACGCUGCUCAGACAGCAGCAGAUCAAACAGAAGAACAGCAUGAACUUCCGCCAGCACAUACCGCACUCACAGGACCAGAACUCCUACCCUGCCCCUCCACACGGCCCGGGCCCCGCCAACACCAUGGCGUCUGCGCCCGGAAACAACGCCAUGGCAGCCCAGCCGGGGGCGAACGCCAUGGCGGGUAACCACAGUAACGCAGCGUACCUGAGCAACCAGGCGGCGGUGGCGGCGGCACUGAAGCAGCAGCAGCAACAGCAGCAGCAUCAGCAGCAGAUCCUGGAGCAGCAGAAGCAGCAGUACAUGCAGAGACAGCAGCUCAUGGCCGAACAGGAGAAGCAGCGGCAGCAGGACCAGCAGCUGCAGAGACACCUGACCCGACCUCCCCCACAGUACCAGGACCAGCCGGGACAACCGGCCAAUCAUAACCCUUUCCCACAGCAGCCAGUCAACCAGUUUACAGCUUCCUCUCAGCCAAUGGGCAGUGUUGGCUCCAUGGGAGGCCCCUCCCCCAGCUCCCAGCGCAUGUUCUCUCAGAACCAAGGCAUGAUGGGUAUGAGCAUGGGGCCUGGUGGCGGGCCUACAGGUGGUGUAGCUCCGCCCUCAGCGGGGAAUCAAAGUGACAUCAACCUGUCGGCCUGCGGGGGCGGAGGAGGCGGGGCCGGUGUGGACGUACAGCAGGUGCUCUACAACAACAUGAACCUUCACACUAAUCACCCGGCCCACCCGUCUCACCCUCAGCAGCAGCCUGGCCUGCAGCGCCAGCCUCUGGGCCCCAUGAGCGCCUCCUACCGGCAGAGCCUUCUGGCUCAGCAGCAGCAGCAUCUGAAGGCGCAGCCCAAUGCCGCCAUGUUGAAGCAGCAGCAGCUGGCUGCUGCCGCCGCCCGCAUGCCGGGCUCCAUGCAGAACAGUAUGGGAGCAAGCCUGCCUGGCUCCAUGCCCGGCAGCAUGCAGGGCACCCAGAGUGCCGCCUGGCAGCAGCAGCUGGCCAACCAGCCGCCCUCCAGUAACGCCGGCCUGCCCCCCAACGCCUUCAACAACCCCCCUAACGCCUUCCACAUGCAGCAGCAGUCUCGCAUUCCCAAGAUGCCGCCUGGCGCUGCACCCUUUGGUGCAAACCCCGGCGGACGUCCUAUGGGAGGUCUGAACCCCGGCCAGCAGAUGAUGCAAACAAACAUGGCAGCUGCCCAACAGAGGGCGCCGCCCAACCCUCAAAGCCUCGGCCAGCCGAUGGCCAAUCAGCAGCAGACUCAACAGCAACAGGCCAAUCAGAACCAGGCUGUCCUCCCUGACCUGGCGGCAUUCGGACAGCCGCAGGGCAACAGCCGCCAGGGACUGCAGUGUAACCAAGGUUACCAGGUGAGCAGGACUGCCAGUCAGCAGCAGCAGCAGGUGUCGUUCGGAUACAACGUGGCGUCGGGGAGCUUUGCCGGGGAGAGUGAGCUGGUGGACUCCCUGCUGAAGGGUCAGAGCACCCAGGAGUGGAUGGCCGACCUGGACGAACUUCUUGCCAGCCACCAUUAGUUGAAUACACCUGUCUGCACCUGGAGCACCUGAACCCUGCUGAGCUGAGCGGCUGCACUGCUGUACCUGGAAGACGAGCGGCUGACGACUUUCUGCAGCAGACAUGUUGAAAACGAGUUCUUGUUUCUGACCAGCACUGUUGUAACGUGUUGACAGAGAUGCAGUCAGGGGGCCGGUGUGUUAGCAUUAGCCACUCUGCUAACGUUGAGACCAGCCAGCUGAUGGUGAAUGUCAGUCCCUCUGUGUUUGAGCUGUAACAUCUGGCUGACUGGUAAAGUUAUGAAGGUCGUUGGUAAACAUUUCUUCAGAUGCUGAUCUGUGGACAAGCUGUUCGCUGUCCUGAUAACGAUGAGACUGUGUCACAUUUUAUCAGGGUAGAAUAAAUCACUGAGAUAUGAGCCAGCUGCCAAAUCCAUUGCAAUGCAAUGAAGAAACAUGAGGAUGUUUGGUGUUCCUGCUGGUUAGAGUUCAGUUCCCACAGCAGUCAGAGUGUAGAGUCCUGGUAGUGAAUCUUGAUCAAAGACCUUUUGGUUCAGCAGACAGUCAGCUGAGCGCCGGAGGUUUGAAAUCCAACAGCUGGUAGCAGAUAAAACCAGCUCAGUCACAGCUGGAGUCCUGAUGUGUGUCAUCCUCUUGACUGAGAGGAAUGACACCAGGCUUCAUUCAAAAAUCUGGCAAUUUAACGAUGAGUUGCUGUUUGCAGAGUUACACACCUGGUAGAACAGUAACUUAAAAGCCUUCUCUGAUUCACCAGAGUCUGCUGGUAAAUUCGGGAUACAGGAGAUCCACUGAACACUGUUCAUCUAUACAAAACAGUUUUCAAAAGUGUGUUUGCUGCCAUCCAUCAAAGUGUAAAAGAAAACAGGCAAAACAGUUACGUGUUGAGCUGCAAGCAGUUCAGUUUAGCUCCUUUUUAUGCUCUUUAACUUCACUAUGUUCUAUACUCAAUUAAUCAGUCAUUGAGUUUUGAUUACGAUAUCCAUAAAGAUAGUCACCCUGGUGUAAACGGUUUAAUAACAUCUAUGUCAGUGGACCAGUAUCUGUUGAUUCAUGGUCUAAAUUGUUGUAUCAUCCAACGUCAGUCGAAUUGCAGUUUCAGAGUGCAGUUACCAGCAACAAAAAAGCAUUUCCAAGGUUUUAUUAUUUUAUUUUCUAUAUUAACAGAGUAACUUUUAUUUUAUGGGCUGAUAUCAACCAGUUCUGUUUCUACCUCGUGUGUAAAUCUGUAAACGAGCCGCAGACUGAUGUCCAGUCUGCAGAUAAGGAGUGUGUGUAAAUAUAAUCCUGUUGCACACCGCAGUGUUUAUUGAUGACUGGAGACUGAACGGAGGAGGAGUCGUAUUAAGACUACUGAAGCUAUGGCUCAGUGCUAAACCACUGUACCUGCCCCACAGCGCCACCUACAGACCAGCAGCAUCAUUCGGUCGCAGUUUCAAAAACCUUGACGACGGGUUGACUCUCUUACAGUUUUCUUCGCUCAGCGGAGAUGAAGUUAAAUCACUCUUAAAGUGGAAAUGGACAAGUUUUUUGCUUUAACUCAUGAUGAAGUAAGUGCUGAUGGCAAAAUUAAUAACGACACCGUCUGUGUUUAGAGCGGUUCACUUUAAGCCUCAAUUCACUAUGCAAUUCUGUCUGUACUUGGAUACAAACUGCGGGAAAAUGAAGGCUCAAUUUACGACACAAAGGAAGUGCGUCAGCUUUGUUUUCCCUGAAGCUAACGGUAGCUACCCCCAGUUACCAAAGAGUGUCAGUGUGAGAUCUCUGCAGUCACUGUCCCCAGUAGAGGAAGUGGAUGUAGAAACACAGUGGAAAACAAAACGCAGCGUGUCCUCUGCUGUUGGUAGUUUCUGGGCUCUGAGGUGAUCCGGUUGUCUUUGUAAAAGUGGCGCCAACAAUAAUACCACUUGGAAACGUCAGGGGGUGAAAGUUUAAAAGUUGUCUGUUUCCACUUUAAAAAAAAAAAA
Molecule: messenger RNA, 6340 nt
Organism: Epinephelus lanceolatus (giant grouper)
Lineage: Eukaryota; Metazoa; Chordata; Actinopteri; Perciformes; Serranidae
Gene: maml1
Product: mastermind-like transcriptional coactivator 1
Biological process (GO): Notch signaling pathway; positive regulation of transcription of Notch receptor target
Cellular component (GO): nuclear speck; nucleoplasm
Molecular function (GO): transcription coactivator activity
Source: RefSeq, a predicted model, not a curated record